AUGGCCUCGCCAGCUGCAGAAAACAUGCAGAAUGGUAUAUCGACACCGCCUGCGACGGCAAAUGCGCCAACACUCAGCCCACCAACACAACAACCCCAACAGUUGCAGCCAACAGCUCAAUCACAAUCACAACCCAACGGCAUACCAACAAAUAACACCGCUGCUGGCGCAAUGAACCCCGCCUUCCCACCAACAUCUCUCUCCGACCCAGGAACCUCAAAACGCCCCCGCGACGCCCGCCUCAUCCACCUCAUCCUCGCCAACAUGGGCGUCCACGCCUACACCGAGCGCGUGCCCCUCCAACUCCUCGAUUUCGCCUACCGAUACACGUCGUCCAUCUUGUCAGACGCUCUAUCCUACGAGCCACCCCUGCCCACAACCUCUGCGUCAAAGAAACGCUCCGGCGGCGCAGGUGCAGGCGGUGAAGGAGAUGGGGAAGGGGUGAGUCUAGCGGCAUUAAGAACUGCUGUGGGGGCAAGGGCGGCGGGGGCAUUUCAACCAAACCUAGGCAAGGAGUUUAUGAGUGAGGUUGCGCAGGAGAGGAAUCGGAUUGCGCUGCCGAGGGUGGAGAGGGAGUUUGGGGUUAGGUUACCGCCAGAGAGGUAUUGUUUUACGGGCGUGGGCUGGGGUAUUAAAGGGGCGUGGAGUGAGGAGAUUGAGGAAGGCGGGGAUGCAGACGAGGAAAUGGAAGUGGACGAUGGGUUUUCGGGAGGGCCUGUUAAUCAGGUCAACGGGACAAUUGUGGCAGACAACGCGAAUGCUGAAACGGAGGCCAGGGAUACAGCCAUGGGGGGCAUGGAUGAGGAAGAUGAGGAGCAAGACGACGAUGAGUUUGAAGAGGCCAUGGGUAUUAACCAGGAGAACAACCCUUGA
Molecule: messenger RNA, 873 nt
Organism: Alternaria atra
Lineage: Eukaryota; Fungi; Ascomycota; Dothideomycetes; Pleosporales; Pleosporaceae
Exons: 1
Coding region: 1-873 (290 amino acids)
Biological process (GO): DNA-templated transcription initiation; RNA polymerase II preinitiation complex assembly
Cellular component (GO): transcription factor TFIID complex; SAGA complex
Molecular function (GO): transcription coactivator activity; protein heterodimerization activity; RNA polymerase II general transcription initiation factor activity
Source: RefSeq, a predicted model, not a curated record